Messenger RNA from Elaeis guineensis (African oil palm), 3242 nucleotides. The record is from RefSeq and is a predicted model, not a curated record. NCBI's taxonomy places the organism in Eukaryota, Viridiplantae, Streptophyta, Magnoliopsida, Arecales, Arecaceae.
GAUUGCUCAGCCACCUGACCAUGGGGUCGCUAUAGGUUUGCCAAGUUAGCGUCCUUCUUGGGUGGGAAUUCUUGAGCAAUCAAGGACAAAGCAAGCUUUCUAGAACCAGACCGGCCGGAGUGAUCGAUUAGGUUACAUAAUGUCUGUGUUGCUAAUGAUGUCAGGUUCCUUCUGUAAGAGCAUAGCCAGCUUUUAAUUGUGUUGCUAAUGAUGUGUGGUUUUUUUUUAGGAAUAUUGUUUGCUUUCGUACCCUGUUGAGUGUGUAAUUGUGCUUUUGGGCAAGUGAGCUAGGACGAAGGCAAACAUGAUUAGCUCAGUUCUGGGACUUUGUUAGGUCUCACAGCUCACUUGCAAGUGUCCGUCAUCAGGAAGGCUUUACGGCGUUUCCAAGUAUCGUAGUGCCAACCAAGGAAGCUUGUCUUAGGUGUGAGAUGGGCAAGGGAUGGCAAAUUGAGGAUUACUUUAAGCCUAAAUUUUAGGAUCUUUUGCUGGGGUGAAAGUGAAACGUGGCAAUGACUCACUGGCACCUCAAUAUUUAACACUUCUUCCCCACCCCCACUGGUCCCCCAAACUUUCUUUGGCGCAUCAAAGUGCUCCGAGUCCGACCAACCGGCAGACACCCGUGAGGAUUUGCCCCAAAGAGAUGAUGGAUCAUGCGCGGUACAUCAACCUCAAAUCACAGGAUGCGCAGGCGACGGAAAAGUCUUCGUUCCCACUGGACGCAGUCGGCACACCCAAUAAAGAAUUGUCACAUGCAGAAAAAGUGACAUGUCAACCAAUGACCACGUGGAGCCACGUGAUCGUACGUCAAAACUACCAAGGGCUUCUUUUUUUUUUUCCAGACGUUCCCAUUGGUUCACAUGCAUGAUUCCAGCCCUGGUCCUGCUCUCCCCCGGAUUCUCACCAAGCGGCAGGGUAAGGGAGGUCACGGAUGAGCGCGUUGGAUCCCAGGCUCCACGGGGACGAGGACGGGGACGACGGAACCAGUCUCACCUUCAAAAACCAUCUCCAAAGUCCAAUCGAAGUCUCCUCCUUUGUCGGUUUCUGGUUGAGAGGAUCGACAAGAGGAUCAGGGCUGCUCUCCCUCUCCAAAUUAAGCUCUCUCUUUCCCUCCGUUGAUCCGUCUAUAUCUCACCCUUUUAGCCCUCUUCUUGUUCUCCUUUCUUGGAAGUAUUCCGCGUUUCUGAUUUUUUGGAUCAGUAAUCCGCGUUUUGUGAUGUAUUGAUGGUUAUCUCUGUGAGGCGGAGGGAAAGAAGAGGAGGAGGAGGCGAUGGGCUCGUGCUUGUCGUGUGCGACCAAGGUCAGCGGCGCCAACAGCAGCAACGCGUCUGCCGGCGGGCAGCAGGGCCCGCCGGCGGCGCAGAACCGACCGGGUAAGCAGCAGGACGCAGCAGGGAAGGUGCCAUACGGGAAAAGGACGGACUUUGGCUACGACAAGGAUUUCGAGAGCCGGUACGCGAUCGGGAAGUUUCUGGGGCACGGCCAGUUUGGGUACACCUUCAUCGCCACCGAUAAAGCCAGUGGGGAGAGGUUGGCCGUCAAGAGGAUCGACAAGAGCAAGAUGGUUCGUCCUGUUGCUGUUGAGGAUGUCCAGCGUGAAGUGAAGAUACUCAAAGCUCUUAAAGGACAUGAGAAUGUUGUCCACUUCCAUAAUGCAUUUGAAGAUGAUUCUUAUGUUUAUAUAGUUAUGGAAUUAUGUGAGGGUGGUGAAUUGCUGGAUCGAAUAUUGGCCAAAAAGGAUAGCCGUUACACUGAGAAAGAUGCUGCAAUAGUAGUGCGGCAGAUGCUUAAAGUUGCAGCUGAGUGCCAUUUGCAUGGUUUGGUACAUCGAGACAUGAAGCCUGAGAACUUCCUUUUCAAAUCGACAAAAGAGGACUCACCCCUGAAAGCAACAGAUUUUGGCCUUUCAGAUUUUAUCAAACCAGGGAAGAGAUUCCAUGACAUUGUUGGCAGCGCCUACUAUGUGGCUCCAGAAGUACUGAAACGGAGGUCUGGUCCUGAAUCAGAUGUUUGGAGCAUAGGCGUCAUAACCUACAUUUUGCUUUGUGGAAGGCGUCCCUUCUGGGAUAAAACUGAGGAUGGAAUACUCAAGGAGGUGCUAAAGAACAAGCCUGAUUUUCGUCGGAAGCCUUGGCCAAGCAUAAGCAACAGUGCCAAGGAUUUUGUAAAGAAGUUAUUAGUUAAGGAUCCUAGUGCAAGAUUGACUGCUGCGCAGGCUUUGUCGCAUCCAUGGGUGAGAGAAGGGGGGGAUGCAUCAGAAAUCCCGUUAGAUAUAUCUGUGCUUAAUAACAUGCGCCAGUUCGUGAAGUACAGCCGUUUUAAGCAGUUUGCACUAAGGGCAUUGGCAAGUGCACUAAAUGAGGACGAGCUGGCGGCACUUCAUGACCAGUUUGAUGCAAUUGAUGUGGAUAAAAAUGGUGCAAUCAGUCUUGAAGAAAUGAGACAUGCUCUUGAAAAAGAUCGUCCUUGGAGAUUGAAGGGACCUCAUGUUCUAGAAAUUCUUCAGGCGAUAGACAGCAACACAGAUGGACUCGUAGAUUUCUCUGAAUUUGUUGCAGCAACCAUGCAUGUGCAUCAGUUAGUGGAACAUGACACAGAAAAGUGGCAAACAGUUUCGCAAUCUGCUUUUGAUAAGUUUGAUGUGGAUGGAGAUGGAUAUAUCACACCUGAGGAACUUCAAAUGCGCACAGGUUUGAGGGGCUCCAUGGACCCUUUACUAGAGGAGGCUGACAUUGACAAGGAUGGCAAGAUAAGCUUGGAUGAAUUCCGCCGACUCCUAAAAACUGCAAGCAUGAGUUCACGCAAUGUGCCCGGUCCAACCGGUGUUAGCAAUCCUCAAAAGUUGUAACUCGAACGGAGACUGUCAGUGAUGGAUGAGGAAGUGAAUUGAUGCUGUCUCCUAAAUUUAAGGAUUCAUCUUAUGGGUCUAGUUUGCACAUGUUUGCUCAUGUUGACGAUUGCAAUGAACCACCAGAAGAUCAGAAAAUUUUUCAUUCUCAGGAUCGUGCGGAGAGACCAUCUAACUCGUGAAGAGCGCUGUGACAAGCAACUAGGUAAAUGCUUUUAUCAUGUGGAGCUUUAUCUCCACACAGUUGUACAUUAUGUAUGGUAACGGGGGAUUCUUUCAGGUUUCACCAAAAAUGCAAUGUGUGAUCGUGCAGAUACGCUGCAAAUCUGUGUUUAGAGUGGUUACACAGUUGAAUGCAAAUUUUUAGAAAAAGUUAAUGUAUCCUUCCAGUGAA